AAAGUCUAUCACGUGAUUCCAAAAGUCUUUAAGUUGAAUGACUAAGCAACGAACAAAUUCAUUCUGCUCAACUUAGAUAUUUGAACAAAAUUUCCAAUCAUAAAAACAGAUACACGUCGAAAUCGCCACCCGCACCAUGGUAUUGGAAAAACCUAUUCAUACAAUUGUCCUCGAUGCCGGGCCUAUCAUCAAAGGCGAUCCUAGUGUCUCAUCACUGCUCGCUCAAUCAGAGCAAAUUGUGACAUUACCGUCUGUAAUCCAAGAAAUUAAGGAUGAAGCGACUAGAACACGACUGCAAACUGCUCUCUUACCGUUCUUGGUGCUGCGAAGUCCAAAAGAGAGCAGCGUUAAAAUAAUUUCAGACUUCGCUAGAAGGACUGGUGAUCUUUCUGUUCUCAGCCGAGUUGACAUACACCUUCUUGCCUUAGCUUACGAUCUUGAAUGUGAAAGGAACGGCGGAGAUUGGAGACUACGAAAAUCGCCUGGCGCGAAAAGAAUUAGCGGGCCUAAGCCGACUACAAGUGUAUCGACGAGCUUGAUUGAGGAAACAAAUAAUGAGUCGAUUCAGCCGGAUUCAUCCACGCAGGAUACUGAGCCUCCGUUCACACAAGAUGAAACUCAAAAAGCUGAGUCAGUAUCGAUCUCCUCUCAACCAACUUCUGGACGUGGUGGCGAGGGAGUAGCAUCCAAUCUUCAAGAACAAUUGGAAAACCACGGGGAGACACAAGCUACACCAGGGUGCACAGUUGUUUCGGAUUCGCAGACAGUAGAACUUUCAACCUUAGUAGCAGAUAUUCAAUUAUCCGAGGCAUCACAAGAAGACUCAAGUGAUUCUGAUUCCGAAGGCUGGAUUACGCCUUCAAAUCUGAAAAAGAAGCAAGAAGAGGACACCAGCGGAAAUACGAGUGCAGCACCCGAACCUAAAGUGCUUCAAGUUGCGUUGCUAACAUCCGAUUUCGCGAUGCAAAAUGUCGCGCUUCAGAUGAACUUGAAUCUCAUUUCACAUUCAUUGAGUCGUGUGAAAUACGUCAAGACGUUUGUUCUACGCUGCCAUGCUUGUUUCAACGUUGUAAAGGACAUGUCCAAACAAUUUUGUCCCCGUUGCGGAAAACCUACCCUGACACGAGUUUCGUGCAGUAUUGAUCAAAAUGGCCAAUUCAAACUGCACUUGAAGAAAAAUAUGCAGUGGAACAAGCGCGGUGACCGUUACAGUGUUCCAAAGCCAGUGGCGGGAGCUGCUAAUGGUCGAGUGAAGGGGGGCGGGAAAGGCGGCUGGGGCAACGACUUGAUUCUAGCUGAGGACCAGAAGGAAUACGUCCGUGCUAUUGCAGAGCAAAAGAGGCAGAAGCAGCAGAAUUUCAUGGAUGAGGACUAUCUUCCUGGGAUAUUGACAGGAGAUCGGUCAGGUGGAAACAGAAAGAUCAAGGUUGGAGCAGGAAGAAAUGUGAAUUCCAAGAAACGGAGGUGAGCAUUUCUAACUCUUCAAUGUUGUAUAUCAUAUGACGCUGCUGUCAAACAUAGGCUUGAAUUGAAAUGAAGUAUGAAAGUGGCGCAUUUCAUUUCUCUCCAUUUUCUUACCUUUUCGACGGGUCUAUAGUCCGAUUUUCUUUGCAAUUAUAGAUAUGUGUUUACUCUUCGCGUUCUUCCACUCUACCACAGACCAUAUAAUGGCUCAUCCUGCUGGUCUACGGUAUCCGGACGCCUUUUAUAAG
Verruconis gallopava is the source of this 1712-nucleotide messenger RNA. RefSeq lists its product as uncharacterized. Lineage: Eukaryota; Fungi; Ascomycota; Dothideomycetes; Venturiales; Sympoventuriaceae. The transcript is spliced from 3 exons. Gene Ontology annotation, biological process: ribosomal small subunit biogenesis; maturation of SSU-rRNA. Gene Ontology annotation, cellular component: preribosome, small subunit precursor. The record is from RefSeq and is a predicted model, not a curated record. Gene Ontology annotation, molecular function: RNA endonuclease activity. The coding region runs from base 137 to 1468 and encodes 443 amino acids.